AUGGCUGCGGCCAUGCUGCCCAGUGCAGUGUUGGCCCAGAACAACCAGACCUAUGCCAAUUACUCCUCCCAAUCACAGCCGGAUCUCUAUCCACAAACUCUGGCCACCCUCAACCUGUCCUUCCCAGACUGUGUCAAUGGCCCUCUCAAAGACAACAUUGUCUGCGACACCUCCGCAAACUACGUCGACCGCGCCGAAGGCCUCAUCGCACUCUUCACCCUCGAGGAGUUGAUCAACAACACGCAAAAUAGCGGCCCCGGAGUUCCACGCUUGGGUCUGCCUCCGUACCAAGUCUGGAGUGAAGGGUUACAUGGCCUUGACCGAGCCAAUUUUGCGAAAUCCGGCGACGAAUGGACGUGGGCUACAUCGUUCCCUAUGCCGAUUUUGUCCAUGGCUGCACUCAAUCGUACGCUCAUUAAUCAGAUUGCUGGCAUUAUCGCUACCCAGGCUCGUGCGUUCAAUAAUGUUGGUCGUUAUGGACUUGAUGCCUAUGCGCCGAACAUCAAUGGCUUCAGGAGUCCACUCUGGGGCCGGGGCCAGGAGACCCCAGGAGAAGAUGCUAAUUUCCUUUCUUCGUCGUAUGCAUACGAAUACAUCACGGGUCUGCAAGGUGGUGUUGAUCCGGAUCAUCUCAAGAUAGCAGCAACAGCAAAGCAUUUCGCUGGAUAUGACCUUGAGAAUUGGGGCGGUAACUCCCGCUUAGGGUUUGAUGCGAGUAUCACCCAACAAGAUCUAGCUGAAUAUUAUACUCCUCAGUUUCUGGCAGCCUCCCGUUAUGCGAAGGCAAGAAGCUUCAUGUGCUCAUACAACUCUGUCAAUGGUGUUCCGAGUUGUUCUAGCAGCUUUUUACUACAGACUUUGCUAAGAGAGAACUGGGAUUUCCCAGAAUAUGGUUAUGUUUCAUCAGAUUGUGAUGCGGUUUAUAAUGUAUUCAAUCCUCAUGGUUAUGCUAGCAACCAGUCUGCUGCUGCUGCCGACUCACUCAAAGCUGGAACAGAUAUCGACUGUGGACAGACGUACCCUUGGCACCUGAAUCAAUCUUUCAUUGAAGGUUCUGUAACUCGGGGGGAGAUUGAGCGUUCUAUCAUUCGUCUGUACUCUAAUCUCGUCAAGCUUGGUUACUUUGACGGCGAUAAGAGCGAGUAUCGCCAGUUGGGCUGGAACGAUGUCGUGACGACAGAUGCAUGGAACAUUUCCUACGAGGCAGCUGUCGAGGGUAUCGUGCUUCUCAAGAAUGAUGGCGUGUUACCGCUUGCCAAGAAAGUGAAGAGCAUUGCUCUUAUCGGGCCCUGGGCGAAUGCCACUGAGCAAUUGCAAGGCAACUAUUUCGGCACUGCUCCGUAUCUGAUUACUCCCUUGCAAGGUGCUAGUGAUGCGGGAUACAAAGUCAACUAUGCUCUCGGAACUAACAUCUCGGGUAACACUACGGAGGGCUUCGCGGAUGCAGUAAAAGCAGCUAAAAAUUCAGAUGUUGUCGUGUAUCUCGGGGGAAUCGACAAUACCAUUGAAGCCGAAGGUACCGAUCGUUUGAAUGUUACAUGGCCCGGAAAUCAACUCGAUCUUAUCCAAAAGCUCAGCCAGACCGGAAAACCUUUGGUUGUGUUGCAGAUGGGCGGUGGACAGGUUGAUUCCUCAUCCAUCAAAUCCAACUCUAAGGUUAAUGCUCUUGUCUGGGGCGGAUAUCCAGGUCAAUCGGGUGGUAAGGCCAUUUUUGAUAUCUUGUCUGGCAAGCGUGCUCCAGCCGGUCGUCUUGUAUCGACGCAAUACCCGGCGGAGUAUGCAACUCAAUYCCCCGCCACAAACAUGAAUCUCCGACCAGAUGGCGCGUCGAAUCCCGGCCAAACUUAUAAGUGGUACACGGGCACUCCCGUCUACGAUUUCGGGUAUGGAUUGUUCUACACCACCUUCAAAGAAACCGCGCAGAAACUAGGAUCGUCAUCCUUCGAUAUCUCUGAAAUCAUCUCCUCGCCCCGUUCACCCAGCUACGAAUAUAGCGAGCUUGUGCCGUUCGUCAACGUCACAGCCACAAUCAAAAACACUGGUAAAACCGCAUCUCCGUACACAGCCAUGCUCUUUGCAAACACCACCAAUGCUGGCCCCGCACCCUACCCUAACAAAUGGCUUGUGGGAUACGACAGACUCGCAAGCAUCGAACCCGGAAAAUCGGUCGAUCUCGUCAUUCCCGUGCCUAUCGGCGCGAUUGCCCGUGUGGACGAGAAUGGAAACAGGAUCGUGUAUCCGGGUGAUUAUCAGUUGGCGUUGAAUGUGGAUCGGUCGGUUGUGUGGGAUAUCAAGUUGACGGGCGACGCGGUGACUAUUGAGAAUUGGCCGUUGGAUGAGCAGGAGAUCAAACCCGAUUCUACCUAA
Talaromyces amestolkiae is the source of this 2367-nucleotide messenger RNA. RefSeq lists its product as uncharacterized. Lineage: Eukaryota; Fungi; Ascomycota; Eurotiomycetes; Eurotiales; Trichocomaceae. The coding region runs from base 1 to 2367 and encodes 788 amino acids. Gene Ontology annotation, biological process: arabinan catabolic process; xylan catabolic process. Gene Ontology annotation, cellular component: plant-type cell wall. Gene Ontology annotation, molecular function: xylan 1,4-beta-xylosidase activity; alpha-L-arabinofuranosidase activity. The transcript has a single exon. The record is from RefSeq and is a predicted model, not a curated record.